AUGAGUGACGCCGUCGGUCAGGCCGUAUCUCCCCAUAGUCGUCAUCUGCCUUGCAUCCUUCGCGAUGGACAGGUGGGACAACAGACAGUUCCUUUGUGGGCAACCCCCUAUCGUGUUCCAUAUCAACAACGCGGCUUUUUCGUAUCUCCAACGUCCAAGGUUACAUCAGAUAUUCUUACUAAAGUCCACGCAGAACUUGCUCGCGACGAUGUGUGGAACCCUGGUUUUCUUCAGCAUGGCAUUUUCACCUCUGUAACACGCCAUUCGAUAUACUUGACCGAAACUGCCCAUCAAGUCAUCAGCAGCUGGGGCAGUCAGAUCAUAACCGUUGACAAGCAGGCAUUUCUGGAAUUGCCAUCUGGUCCGUACCUCUGUAACGCUGGUAGAUUGCAUGAAGUAUCUAGAUUAUAUCUUGAUACACCCGAGGGAUUUAUGACUGCAACAAUUCAGUCGUCAUAUGAUCAGUUUCUGUACGACACCCUGAAUGUUUCCGUGUUUGCAGAUGAAUACUCGGCAGCCAUUCGCCAGAGUUUCGAUCCCCACGAUUCGCCCGAACUUCCGCUCGUUGAUUCGAUCGCGCUGGAAAAUCGUUCCAUCGAUUUUGUGAUAGGCACUGAGAAUUGGGCCGCAUCAACGCUUCCAAAUGCUACGCCAACUCCUGCUUUUGCUUCGGGGCGUCCGUUGUUUGAGCAUGCACCAUCAGUGAAAACAAUGCGGAGGUGA
Messenger RNA from Talaromyces atroroseus, 723 nucleotides. RefSeq lists its product as hypothetical. The transcript is spliced from 5 exons. Lineage: Eukaryota; Fungi; Ascomycota; Eurotiomycetes; Eurotiales; Trichocomaceae. The coding region runs from base 1 to 723 and encodes 240 amino acids. The record is from RefSeq and is a predicted model, not a curated record.